ACGAUGGUGUUCCUGGGACCCCUGGCUCUCACCCUGUUGCCGCCCAGCCUCACACUGCUGGUGUUCCACCUGUCCAGCUCCCAGGAUGUCGUCACUGAACCUAGCAGUGAGCAGCAGCUGUGCACCCUGAGGGAACACCCCACUGUGGCCUUUGCAGAUCUGAAGCCGUGGGUCUUCAACUUCACCUACCCUGGAGCCCGAGACUUCUCCCAGCUUGCUCUGGAUCCCUCCAGGAACCAGCUCAUCGUGGGAGCCAGGAACUACCUCUUCAGACUCAGCCUUGCCAAUGUUUCCCUCCUUCAGGCCACAGAGUGGGCCUCCAAUGAGGACACGCGUCGCUCCUGCCAAAGCAAAGGGAAGACUGAGGAGGAAUGUCAGAACUACGUGCGAGUCCUGAUUGUCACUGGCCGGAAAGUGUUCAUGUGUGGGACCAAUGCCUUUUCCCCAGUGUGCUCCAGCAGACAGGUGGGGAACCUCAGCCGGACCAUAGAGAAGAUCAAUGGUGUGGCCCGCUGCCCCUACGACCCGCGCCACAACUCCACAGCUGUCAUCUCCUCUCAGGGGGAGCUCUACGCGGCUACCGUCAUCGACUUCUCAGGUCGGGACCCCGCCAUCUACCGAAGCCUGGGCAGCGGGCCACCUCUUCGCACCGCCCAGUAUAACUCCAAGUGGCUCAAUGAGCCAAACUUUGUGGCAGCCUACGACAUCGGGCUGUUCGCCUACUUCUUCCUGCGGGAGAACGCGGUGGAGCAUGACUGCGGACGCACGGUGUAUUCUCGUGUGGCCCGAGUAUGCAAGAAUGACGUGGGCGGCCGCUUCCUGCUGGAGGACACGUGGACCACGUUCAUGAAGGCCCGGCUCAACUGCUCCCGCCCGGGCGAGGUCCCCUUCUACUACAACGAGCUGCAGAGUGCCUUCCACCUGCCUGAGCAGGACCUCAUCUACGGGGUCUUCACCACCAACGUAAACAGCAUUGCCGCUUCUGCUGUCUGCGCCUUCAACCUCAGUGCCAUCUCCCAGGCUUUUAAUGGCCCAUUUCGCUCCCAGGAGAACCCCAGGGCUGCCUGGCUCCCCAUCGCUAACCCCAUCCCCAACUUCCAGUGCGGCACCCUGCCAGAGGUGGGCCCCAACGAGAACCUGACAGAGCGAAGCCUGCAGGACGCACAGCGCCUUUUCCUGAUGAGCGAAGCUGUGCAGCCGGUAACGCCCGAGCCCUGUGUCACCCAGGACAGCGUGCGCUUCUCACACCUCGUAGUAGACCUUGUGCAGGCCAAGGACACGCUCUACCACGUGCUCUACAUCGGCACGGAGUCGGGCACCAUCCUCAAGGCACUGUCCACGACGAGCCGCAGCCUCCGCGGCUGCUACCUGGAGGAGCUGCACGUCCUGCCCCCCGGGCGCCGCGAGCCCCUGCGCAGCCUCCGCAUCCUGCACAGCGCCCGCGCGCUCUUCGUGGGGCUGAGCGACGGCGUGCUGCGGGUCCCGCUGGAGAGGUGCGCCGCCUACCGCAGCCAGGGGGCAUGCCUGGGGGCACGGGACCCAUACUGCGGCUGGGACGGGAAGCAGCAACGUUGCAGCACGCUUGAGGACAGCUCCAACAUGAGCCUCUGGACGCAGAACAUAACCACGUGUCCUGUGCGGAAUGUGACUCGGGAUGGGGGCUUCGGCCAGUGGUCACCAUGGCAACCAUGUGAGCACUUAGAUGGGGACAAUUCGGGCUCUUGCCUUUGUCGGGCCCGAGCCUGUGACUCCCCCCGACCACGCUGUGGGGGCCGAGACUGCCUGGGGCCAGCCAUCCACAUUGCCAACUGUUCCAGGAAUGGGGCGUGGACGCCGUGGUCCUCGUGGGCCCUGUGCAGCACGUCCUGUGGGAUCGGAUUCCAGGUCCGCCAGCGAAGUUGCAGCAACCCUGCUCCCCGCCACGGGGGCCGAAUCUGCGUGGGCAAGAGCCGGGAGGAGCGGUUCUGUAACGAAAACACGCCUUGCCCGGUGCCCAUCUUCUGGGCGUCGUGGGGUUCCUGGAGCAAGUGCAGCAGCAACUGUGGGGGCGGCGUGCAAUCGCGGCGGCGGUCCUGUGAGAACGGCAACUCCUGCCCAGGCUGUGGCGUGGAGUUCAAGACGUGCAACCCAGAGGGCUGCCCCGAAGUGCGGCGCAACACCCCUUGGACGCCUUGGCUGCCGGUGAACGUGACUCAGGGCGGGGCGCGGCAGGAGCAACGCUUCCGCUUCACGUGCCGCGCGCCCCUGCCCGACCCCCACGGCCUGCAGUUUGGCCGGAGGAGGACGGAGACCAGAACCUGCCCCGCGGAUGGCUCGGGCGCCUGCGACACCGAUGCCCUGGUGGAGGAUCUCCUGCGCAGCGGGGCCACUUCCCCGCACUCUGUGAGCGGGGGCUGGGCCGCGUGGGGCCCCUGGUCGUCCUGCUCCCGGGACUGCGAGCUGGGCUUCCGUGUCCGCAAGAGAACGUGCACGAACCCGGAGCCCCGCAACGGAGGCCUGCCAUGCGUGGGCGACGCUGCCGAGUACCAGGACUGCAAUCCCCAGGCUUGUCCAGUGCGGGGUGCUUGGUCCUGCUGGACUUCAUGGUCCCCAUGCUCAGCGUCUUGUGGUGGAGGCCACUAUCAACGAACACGUUCCUGCACCAGCCCCGCGCCCUCCCCGGGUGAGGACAUCUGUCUUGGUCUGCACACAGAGGAGGCGCUGUGUGCUACACAGGCUUGCCCAGAAGGCUGGUCACCGUGGUCUGAGUGGAGUGCAUGCACUGAGGACGGAGUCCAAAGCCGCAGCCGGCACUGUGAGGAGCUGGUCCCAGGGCCCAGCACCUGUGCUGGAAACAGCAGCCAGAGCCGCCCCUGCCCCUACAGCGAGAUUCCUGUGAUCCUGCCUGCCUCCAGCAUGGAGGAGGCCACCAGCUGUGGAGGGUUCAGUCUUAUCCACCUGGUAGCCACAGGUGUCUCCUGCUUCCUGGGCUCUGGGCUGCUGACCUUGGCGGUGUACCUGUCCUGCCAGCACUGCCAGCGCCAGUCCCAGGAAUCCACACUCGUCCAUCCUGCCACCCCCAACCACCUGCACUACAAGGGUGGGGGCACCCCCAAGAACGAGAAGUACACGCCUAUGGAGUUCAAGACCCUGAACAAGAAUAACCUGAUUCCUGAUGACAGAGCCAAUUUCUACCCACUGCAGCAGACCAAUGUGUACACAACCACCUACUAUCCCAGCCCGCUGAACAAACACAGCUUCCGGCCUGAGGCCUCACCUGGACAACGGUGCUUCCCCAACAGCUGA
Messenger RNA from Puma concolor (puma), 3285 nucleotides. The record is from RefSeq and is a predicted model, not a curated record. Lineage: Eukaryota; Metazoa; Chordata; Mammalia; Carnivora; Felidae.